AUGCGUCUAGACCAUCCCUUCAUCAUUCAAAUUUACGAUGUGAUGGAUACACCAGAAGCUCUGUAUAUGGUUCUUGAACUUGUCGAGGGCGGUGAACUUUUUGAUCGCAUUGUUUCACUUGGCCAACUAAAUGAAUUGGACUCAAAGUUUUUCUUUCUCCAAAUGGCUAUGGCUGUUGAGUAUCUGCACAAUCAUGGAAUUACACAUCGCGAUUUAAAGGUAAUGUUAACAAUGAUUAUAUAUGCUCGUUUUCUAUUACUGUCAUAUGACUCUUAAUUUUUAUAACAACACUUUUCACUUAUUGUCCAUCAAAAAUGAACAAGUUUAAGUACUUUCUUUAUUUUAUGAAAAAAGAACACGUUUGGGAUUUCGUCAGUGAGAAUACUGCUUGGUUUUUUGUUUCACUUAAGUAGUUAGUCUUGCUAAAAUUUACUAAAACAAAGACUGAUUACAUAACUCGGUAACCAUUUAAGAAUGUGUACACUUGGUGUAUUAUGGCAACAGUACCAGGUAGUUUUCGAGAACAAAGUAUUUAUAAUAGAUUCACAUUAGUUACUCAGUUGUUGAGAAUCAAAUGUAUUAGUCAUCAUGUUAUUCAGGUAUUAUUCACUAAUGACUAUGCUUCGAUAGGAUUAGGAAAGCACUGUGAUUGCUUUCAUGUCUUGUUCAUGAUUCAAGAAAUCCUUUUUAAAGAAAAUAUUUAAAGUAAGCAGGGUUUUUCAUAACUUAAAGGAGUUUCACAGGCAGAGGUCAAGUUAUAUAAUUAUAUUUACUAGACAAGAGUAGACAUAUCACAAAACUGGUACGGCCGACGGUGAAUAGACUAGGAUCUUCUCGAAAUGCUGUCAUGUUGCCACGCAUUCAUAGCCUCUGCCAGGUAAAUCCUAUUCACUGCCUUCAUACGGUAAGGGUGUUCUUCAUAAAAGUUAAACAACGAAUGCGAAAGUCUGGUGCUUACAGUUGGACUGGUGGAUAUUCAGGUUUAUAUGGGGGAGCUGAAAGACCCUGAUUCCAAACAUGUGGUUGCCAGCAACCAUUGGAACGUAGCUCCUGAUUCUGUAAACCAGACUUCGAGUCGAAGACUUGGGGAUGGCGCCUUAAGACAAACGUCUG
Trichobilharzia szidati is the source of this 1113-nucleotide messenger RNA. NCBI's taxonomy places the organism in Eukaryota, Metazoa, Platyhelminthes, Trematoda, Strigeidida, Schistosomatidae. The record is from the annotation of a GenBank genome assembly.